Molecule: messenger RNA, 376 nt
Organism: Helianthus annuus (common sunflower)
Lineage: Eukaryota; Viridiplantae; Streptophyta; Magnoliopsida; Asterales; Asteraceae
Exons: 1
Coding region: 67-279 (70 amino acids)
Source: RefSeq, a predicted model, not a curated record
AUUCAAAAAUUCAUAUAUAUAUAUGGAUAUAAAUCAUCCAACCUGUAUUCAAACACAGGAUCUGAGAUGGGUAUAAUAAGAAGCAGCUUCUCGUUCAUGUUAGGCACGGGUUUCGGGAUCUACGUUGCUCAGAACUACGACGUUCCCAACAUUCACAAGCUUUACAAGACGGGUCUUGUGAUGGUCAACCACUAUGAACAGAAUUAUCGCAAGCCAAAGGCCACUGCCAAUGAUGAUCAUGAUCAUGAUCAUGAUGAUGGCCGACUUAACAGAUCAUGAUUAGGGUUUUAAUUUGUUUUUUUUUUUUUUUUCAAUCUCUGUUUGGAUGUUGUUUCUUGAAAUUGCUUAUGAAUGAAAGGGGUUUGAUUCGAAAUUA